Molecule: messenger RNA, 1677 nt
Organism: Planococcus citri (citrus mealybug)
Lineage: Eukaryota; Metazoa; Arthropoda; Insecta; Hemiptera; Pseudococcidae
Product: sodium channel protein Nach-like
Exons: 9
Coding region: 1-1677 (558 amino acids)
Biological process (GO): sodium ion transmembrane transport
Cellular component (GO): plasma membrane
Molecular function (GO): ligand-gated sodium channel activity
Source: RefSeq, a predicted model, not a curated record
AUGUAUCGUAAUCUGAAUACCAACAAAUACGACUGGAAAAAUUGGAGAUUCCAUCUGCAACAAAAGAGGAAAUUCACCUUCGAAUCGUUGAAACGACCAGAACCAUGUGAAUUGGUGAACGAUUACACGAGUCAAAGUUCUGUACACGGACUUCGAUAUGUUUCAAAUGUUAAAGCCAGCAUAAUAGAAAAAGCAUUCUGGGUAGGGGCAUUAAUGAUAUGCACAUUGGCAGCGUGUUUAUUAGCUGGACAAUUGUGGAAAAGAUAUCUCACAAUACCCACAGUUUUGGUGGUGAAGGAUACUCAUUUACCUCUAUACUUAUUUCCAUUUCCAUCGAUUACCGUAUGCCCGGCGAAUAAGGUAAAAAAAUCAGUCGCAAUGGAGUAUUUUUCAAGAUACAUUGAUAUAGAUGAAGAUGAAACUAGAGAAGACUUGCUGCAUGUAAUUAGCGCAUUAUCUAUGAUGCAACAACCAACAUAUUUUAGAAUGAAGCCUCAUGUGAGGAAAAGCCAAUACCUGUUACCCCAUUUAAAAAAUAUCAAUGUGACAGACUUCAUGUUGGCUACCCUACCUACAUGCUCCGAAGUGUUCGCUGUAUGCAACUGGCACGGUGAAGAAGUGAACUGCUGCGAUGUAUUCUCUUUACAGCGGACGGAAGAAGGAUUUUGUUAUUCUUUUAAUUCUCUCACCUCGGAGGGAGGAAAACACUGUCCUUUAUCAGAGGUCCUAGAAAACGAAGGAAUAGUCGAAGAAGAUGAUAUAAUGUAUGAAGGAUGUCAGCUACGUAGGAAUACUGCAGUUGGUACGGUGACGGGGCUGGAAGUUUUCAUUUACAAAUCAAAUGAGUCAGAAACCUUGGAAUAUGGUCAAAAGGACCUGAAUGGGAUUCGAGUAAUAGUACACACAUCUUACGAAUAUCCGAAUGCUGGCGAUGGAAUUUGGGUUAAGGAAGAACAACGUAAACGUGUCAGCAUCACUACUUACCCGUAUAUAACCGUCACCAGUGACAAUGUAAAAAAUUUAGAAAUAGCUAAACGCGGUUGCGUAUUUCCGGAUGAGAUGGAUUUGCAUGUUUAUCACGUUUACACCGAAAGCUCGUGCUUGAUCGAGUGUCGAUUUAAAUACAUUGCCAAUAAAUGUAAUUGUUACAUGUAUUACUUUCCACCUCCAGAUGACGAAAAGCCAAUAUGCGGCACAUUACACUUGGAGUGUAUCGUCGGCCAUGCUCCUUACAUGAGACUGCAACGACCACCAGAAAAUACCCCUGGAUUUAAUAAAGAAGAUAUGAGAAGGUCGUUAAAUUGUUCGCACUGUAUUCCAACUUGUUACGAAACUGAACACGAUUUAGAAGUAGAUUUCUUAGCAGAUUCUCAUUGGUUGUCGCGUGUCUAUUAUGGCCAUUUGGAUGUCGCCUAUGGGAAUCUAGGUGCCACGAAAUAUCAACGUGAUAUUACAUUCACAUGGACUGAUCUGCUCGUUUCACUGGGCGGAGUUGCUAAUUUAUUCCUCGGAUUCAGUUUAUUAAGCGUCGUCGAAUUCAUUUAUUGGGUUAUCAAGAUUGCAUUGAUUGUGAUUUGGAAACAUUACAAAAGGAAACAAAAACUGAAUAAAAUUCUUCCUCUCAUACGUUUAAAGUAUUGUAAUGAUCCGUUUCCAUUUGACAAUUCGAAAAAAUAA